Messenger RNA from Falco peregrinus (peregrine falcon), 1826 nucleotides. It is a transcript of the gene ATOH1, whose product is annotated as atonal bHLH transcription factor 1. The transcript has a single exon. NCBI's taxonomy places the organism in Eukaryota, Metazoa, Chordata, Aves, Falconiformes, Falconidae. The coding region runs from base 74 to 958 and encodes 294 amino acids. Gene Ontology annotation, molecular function: protein dimerization activity. The record is from RefSeq and is a predicted model, not a curated record.
CGCGAGGCGGGCUGGCACGCCGCGAGCCCGCCCGGCCCUGCCCCCAUGGGCGCGCGGCGCCCGCGCUAGAGCCAUGAGCCUGCCGCGCGCCGCGUGGGCCGAGGGCGGCCGGGAGCCGGGGGCGGCGGGGCCGGGGGCGGCGGGGCCGGGGUCGGAGGCGGGCGGCUGCGGCUUCGCCCCGGGCUGGCUGGGCGUGUGCUGCGCCGCGCGCCUGCCCGCCGCCUCGCCCCGCUACCUGCUGCCCGCCGAGGAGGAGGAGGCGGCGGAGGGCGGCGCGGCGCGGGGCGGCGGGAGCGGCCCCGGCGGGGCGCGGGGCGCGGCGGCGGGCGGCGGGCGGCCGCGGGGCGGCGGCGGCGGGCCCGGCCUGCGGGCGCAGGUGAGCGGCGUGCAGAAGCAGCGGCGGCUGGCGGCCAACGCGCGGGAGCGGCGGCGGAUGCACGGGCUGAACCACGCCUUCGACCAGCUGCGCAAUGUCAUCCCCUCCUUCAACAACGACAAGAAGCUCUCCAAGUACGAGACGCUGCAGAUGGCGCAGAUCUACAUCAGCGCCCUGGCCGAGCUGCUGCACAGCCCCGACGCACCCCCCGACGCCCCCGGCAAGGCCGAGCACCGCGGGGCUCCCUUCGAGCCGCCCUGCGCCGCCGGGGCCGGCCCGCCGCCGGGGCCGCCGCCGCCGCCGCCGCCGGGGCCGCCGAGAGCCUCGCCCCCCGGGCACGGCAGGACUCGCUUCCCCCCGCCGCCGGCCGCGGGGGGCUACGCGGUGCAACUAGACCCGCUGCACUUCCCAGCCUUCGCGGAGGGCGCCCUGAUGGGACAGAGAGCCCCUUCCCCCGCCCUCCUCAUGCCGCAGCCCGGGCAGCCGCCGCAGGAGAGGAGCAAAACGUCGCCUCGGUCCCACAGGAGCGACGGGGAGUUCUCGCCCCGUUCCCACUACAGCGACUCGGACGAGGCCAGCUAGGGCGGGGGCGCCGUCCCCAGCACCCCCCGGGGCCGCGGCCGCCCCUCGGAGCACGGACUCCGCCGCGGGGUGAGCAGGCGGCCGCGGUGCCGUCUCGGAUGGCAUCGGCUCCCCUCGGUCGCCCCGCAAUCCGCCCCCUCUCUCUUCCCACCCCCCGGCAGCUCCUGCGUUUGUCCAGGGGAACGGCUAUUAGCGAAUGACUCUACCCGCCCCCUCUGUCAGGGUUGCUUGGGGUUUUGUUUUUGUUUUUUCUUCUCCAUCUUUAGUUACCACUUUAAAAGUUUAUUUUGCCUAGAAGUCGUUGCCGUUCCCUCCUGCCAACACGCCACCUUGCAGCGCGGAGCCUGGCUUGCGCCGCCGGCGAGCAGGUGAUGCACCAGGAGAAAGUCUGGCCCCGCUGCUGCUGCUGCUGCUGUUACUGCUGCUGCUGCCCGGCGGGCGGGCGGGGGUCCCGCCGGCGCCCUCCCCACCCGGACGUCCACCCGCGCUGCCACCCGCGUCUUCCAGGACACUGCUGUCCUGGGCCGUAUUGCUAUGGAAACACACACACACAGACACAGACACACACGAAGUAAAUAACGCACCGACUUGUCCUGUGAAUAGCGGAGAAAAGGUGGAUUUUCCUUAGCGCACCAUGUCGGCGUCUUUUGCGGGGGGAAACUUGGCGCAAGCACUUUAUCAGCGGCUGGAGAUGCGGUUUCAAGAGGAAAGCUACUAACUGCCAAUUGGAGACCAAUACUUAAUUAAGCCACUUAAUCCUAAUGCUCCCGUAAAAACGAAAACAGUUUUGUCGUGUCAAACUUUUAUGUCCGUUUUAUUUUGCUUUUGUGGUAAUAGGAAGCGUAUUUAUUAUGGAGUGUUUGCUACU